AUGCCUGUCUACAAUACUGACUCGACCAAAGGGCUUAGGAAUGCCAUCUUCGACUUCAUCAUCAUCGGCGGAGGCACCACCGGCCUGGUCGUCGCCAACCGGCUGACCGAGCGAUCCGAUAUUCGCGUCCUGGUCCUCGAAGCCGGCACUAACCGACUCGGCAAUCCUCGCACUCAAAUCCCAGCCCUGGGACCGACAACAUACGCAGACCAAGACUUUGACUGGGAUCUACCAACCUUACCACAGGAACAACUACAUAACCGCUGCUUGUUUGGGACCAAGGGCCGCACGUCGGAGGGUCCUCUGUCAUCAACCAGGGACUGGUAG
Aspergillus uvarum CBS 121591 is the source of this 327-nucleotide messenger RNA. RefSeq lists its product as uncharacterized. Lineage: Eukaryota; Fungi; Ascomycota; Eurotiomycetes; Eurotiales; Aspergillaceae. The coding region runs from base 1 to 327 and encodes 108 amino acids. The record is from RefSeq and is a predicted model, not a curated record. Gene Ontology annotation, molecular function: oxidoreductase activity; flavin adenine dinucleotide binding. The transcript has a single exon.